Messenger RNA from Corythoichthys intestinalis (scribbled pipefish), 5712 nucleotides. It is a transcript of the gene slc25a22a, whose product is annotated as solute carrier family 25 member 22a. Lineage: Eukaryota; Metazoa; Chordata; Actinopteri; Syngnathiformes; Syngnathidae. The coding region runs from base 481 to 1419 and encodes 312 amino acids. The transcript has 11 exons. Gene Ontology annotation, molecular function: L-glutamate transmembrane transporter activity; L-aspartate transmembrane transporter activity. Gene Ontology annotation, biological process: L-glutamate transmembrane transport; malate-aspartate shuttle; aspartate transmembrane transport. The record is from RefSeq and is a predicted model, not a curated record.
GUGUACUUCCACUACAAAACCACUAGAGGACCCCUUUCAAUAUCCCCUUUCUCUUGAAUUCAAGUCAUCCUAGUCUAUCCAGUAUCAGUUUCCCCUCCCCUUACCUUCCCACUAACCACCCACCUCCCUCCAUCCCCACUUUACUUCCACCUCCUCUUCUUCCCUUCCCGGUACUCAGAUGCUAGUAAGACCGGUGGUUAGCCGCUCUGUCGCUAAAUCAUUUUCAGUGUAAGGGUCACAUUUCGCCUGAUCAUCUAAACCGGAGAAAGAGGGGUUAACGGGAGCAGAUAUUUGUGAUACCCCCACGACAGCAGAAAGUGUCACAAGACAAAGUAGACUAAGAAUCAUCAUUCUCAAUACAUAAUCUGACUCCACUGCAGGACGCAUCUAUAACAAACAGCCCACUGUAUAACACGACUGUUCCACCACACCAAGUUAACACACAUUGACAGAACAGUGAGGAGCCAGGGCUUCAUAUAAAUGGCUGACAAGCAGAUCAGUUUGCCUGCCAAAUUGAUCAAUGGGGGUGUCGCUGGUCUAAUUGGAGUCACCUGCGUGUUUCCCAUCGACUUGGCUAAAACUCGCUUGCAAAACCAGCAAAAUGGAUCUCGCCUUUACACCAGCAUGUCAGAUUGCCUUAUCAAGACUAUCCGGUCAGAGGGAUACUUUGGGAUGUACAGAGGUGCGGCGGUGAAUUUAACACUGGUCACGCCAGAAAAAGCCAUCAAAUUAGCGGCCAAUGACUUCUUCAGGCAUCACCUCUCCAAGGAUGGAAAGCUCACUUUGCUCAAAGAGAUGCUGGCUGGGUGCGGUGCAGGCACUUGCCAGGUUAUUGUCACCACUCCUAUGGAGAUGUUGAAAAUUCAGCUCCAAGAUGCUGGACGUAUUGCGGCUCAAAGGAAGCUGAUGCCAGAAUCGGUGCCAGCUGGCACAGUGGAACCCAAGUCGCCAACUGCAAUGCAGCUCACCAGACAAUUACUGAGGGAAAAGGGAAUUGCUGGAUUAUACAAGGGCCUAGGUGCCACAUUGCUCAGGGAUGUUCCAUUCUCCAUCAUCUACUUCCCUCUUUUUGCUAACCUGAAUAAAUUCGGAAAGGGAGGUGCUGAUGGACCCGCUCCUUUCUAUGUGUCGUUCAUUUCCGGCUGCUUAGCGGGGAGCACGGCUGCAGUUGCGGUCAACCCAGUCGACGUGAUAAAGACAAGACUUCAGUCUUUAAACCGGGGGAGCACAGAGGAUACGUACAGCGGAGUGACCGACUGCAUCAGGAAAAUCUUGCGCAAUGAAGGCCCAUCAGCCUUCCUGAAGGGGGCCUACUGUCGAGCUUUGGUCAUCGCACCUCUUUUUGGCAUCGCUCAGGUGGUUUACUUCCUGGGCGUAGGAGAGUAUCUUCUUAGCUUCUUGCCUAAAAAGGACAACUAGGAAGCAUAUCCUUUCCUGUCCAGAUCGCAUCACACCACCACCUGAGUGAAGAGUCAUCUCAUUCUUCUAGACCAUCAUGUUGGUAUUUUUUAUGAUUAUGUGCUAAUUUCUGUUUUGAAUUUAUUGUCUUGAAUGUCUGAAUCAUGCAGGAGGUAGCCUCUGUUUGCUGUCUAGCCGCCUAUGCUGGCACAUAUCAAUCCUGAUGUGAAGCUACAAAUGUCAGUUUAGGUUUUGAGGGCGGCUGAAUUUUUAAUGACAAGACAUGUCGUUUUAUAUUAUUGAAAUUUCAAGGUAGACUGACUGCCCUUGGUUGCUGCAGUUUUGCAAGCUGCUCUUUACCUGAUUGUUUAAAACAGCGAUCCUCAUCGAAUCAAAUGUGACAAACUUAAAAUAGAUGAAUGCAACCACUUUAAAUAUAAGCACACAUAUCGAGAUUUUUACUAACAGCGCUAUUCAGGAUAUUACCCAAUGCUCUUGUUUUAAUAUAUACUGCUAAAAAUAUAAAGGGAACACUGGAUAAAUGAAAUUUAAUGCUUAGUGUAAAAUCUGUAUUUGGAUUGCAUAAUGUAAUUAUUGGACAGCAAAAUAACAGGAGAACCAUCACUAGGAACUUAAAAUCAUACAUAAAUUAGAAACAUCCAUGUCUCAAUUCUAAAUGCCUCCAUGCCAUCCCUAUAACAUCUUUUAAAAAAAAUGUGUAUUCGUCUGUCUCCUGGUAUUUCCUCCACAUUUUUGACUAUGCUGGUUACACGGCAUACCUCCUGGCCAUGAUGAUUAUGGAUGUGUCAUACUGGAGGAUCUGCACUGCCUAAGCAACUAGUGUGGGCUGCUGAUAGCACCUCAUGCGUUUACUGGUGGCGAUAGCAGUGAAAGCAUGUGAAUCUAGGCAAAUGUUCCCUUUGCACAACAGCAGGGCAAACUGAUUCACGAUCGUUAUUAUGUAUGACAGACUUAAGUUUCACUGGGAUAAGAAUGUGUUCCCUUUAUCAUUUUUUUGGAGCAGUCUAGUUCAGGCAAAGUGUUGAUGUGAUAACAGUACACCUGAGAAGCCACAUCCCUUAAACCAUAAGAUGUCUUUUAUUACCUGUUUAUUUUUUCAUCUCUUUUAACGUAGAUCAGAUUCCAUCCGCCACAUUUACAAUGACUCUCCUGUUCACUCAUUCUGAAAGAUCCUAUUGUGUUGUGUAGACUGGAGUGGGCUAUUCUCAAAGAACCACACAUACAUAAUCACAGAAUGCUGGUAGACAGUAGUCAGUUAUCAUGGAUGGCAGUUUUAAAUCAUUGUUUACAGAAAUUUUGAUGUAUGGAAUUUAUCGGAACUUGAAUCGUGCAGGGCCCAAAGAGCUAUUUACCAACCUUAAUCGUGAAAUCCAAAAUCAAACCAUUGCUUGUUUUGUUUACCAAACAUAUUUGUGGAUGUGCUUGUUUGCUUUACGCUGCCUGGGAAAGCGGUCCCUGUUAUCUCUCAAUGUAUGCAUCGCAGUUCUAAAUCCCUGCCAUUGGUUUAUCGAACCGGAGAUCAAGGUGACUUUGAUGUCUUUUUAAUCCAAUCACAUUCCGCUCUAGCGCCCACUUUGCUGUAUUGUUGCACUGUAGAUAUCAGAUGCAACUUUUUAACAUGUACUAUCUGUGGGAGUAACAACUAUUUAUCAAUGUUUCUUUUUAUGGGUUGUAUGGCACUGUAUGUUUGUAUGUAAUAUUGAUGUGUCCACCUUGACUAUAUUGUACAUAUGCAGAUGAUAUGAAGUCUAUGCUUUUGGAUAUAUUGUUUUGUUUUGAACAUGAUGGCUUAUUUGCACACCUACCUCUCAUUCCCAUCAUAUCCAUUGUGAGGUGACUUUGUGUUAUGAUGAAGGAAUUCAUCAAAUAUCGCUUACAUGCCAAUGGGUGUAUGCAAUAGGAGAAAUUUGCUCGGCGGUGCCAGUACUUAGCAUUCAUUUGAUAUAAAAUUCAAUGAUUUCACAAACAAUGGCACCCAAAUUCUAUCCUUGUUUCCAUUCGAUAUAUUGUACUUUGAGCUCUUUUUCCUCGCUAGUAGGAAAACCUCAGCCCCCAAGUAGGACAAAAUACAUGGCAAGGCAAGACAUCAGUCUCAUUCUUCAGAGAUCAUGGGGUAAUAUUUGGGCUCCGGUAAUAUUUGGGCUCCAGCUUUCAAAGUUUUAUUCUGAAGAUGGCUAAAUGUUUUAUUUUGACAGCACGAUAUACUGUACAUAAUAAAUGCACUUCAUAUAUACUGUACGGUAUACAUACAUAUGUAUACUGUACAUGUAUGUAUGUAAUAAGCGGAACACAAGAUAUAUACCUCCAGUCUAAUGGACGUCACAAAAUGUGAUUUUCAGAUACGUAUGUAGACAUCAUAUCUCAAUUUAUCUGUGUUAUAUAUUGUUAAUGAAUAAAUACAAUUAUAAAAGAAUAAAAUGUAAAAAACAAAAAACACACACACACAAAAAAAAAACGAAUUAACUUAAAAUGAACACAAUAUAAAUAAUCUGGUUAUGGCCCCUAAUAGCUUUCUAAAGUUGGUUUAUUUACUUUUUAAAAUUUUAUAGUAUUUAACUCAUUGCCUGCCAUUGACAAUGAUUCAAUUCCAAUUCACUUAAACUGAGAGGACUGGCAGGCAAUGCUCAUCAUUUAGUACCACUGAGAGCCCUAGACCUCCAAACCAUUUUGACUGCGCUCCAGUCAAAACAGAACUCAUGUUUAUAUUUUUCUUCAAAAUGGGUGUGUAAACUUUUUGUACCCACUGUAGUUGUCCUACUAGAUUGCAGAAAUCUCAUAGAAGGCAGUAGUUGAGUGGGGGGUACUAGCAAGCCACAAUCAUUCCUCAUAUGCUGAAUGGUGUUACUAGUGAGGAAAAAAAGUAUACCCGUACAUGGACCUUAAGCUGGAUAUCAAGGGUAUAGAAUAAAUGCUGCCUGGCUUUUCAUAGAUCAUAUAAGUCUCACUUUUGUUUAGCUGGAUGAAAUGAAGAGGCAUAUAAUAGUGGUAGGACUAUAAUAAAGACCUAGCCAAUAGCCUUUGGCCCUAUUAAAAUGAAGUAUACUUUGGACAAGGCCAAUGAAGAUUUGCUGACAUGAGACUGUAACAUCGGUCUUUUCGACCAUUUCUCACUCCAUUACGUGGCCCCGCAAUGAUGGGGACACCGCUAAUGAUAGUGUCUGAAUCUCAUGCAAGCAAUUGUCAGCAGUCUAAGCCAUAAGGUCGGCUGGCACCUCCGGCCGUAAUGACUGUAACAGCUGAGCCACAGGAAAAUUUGCUUACAUAAGAUCAUCUUCAUAAUCGACUAUUAUGCUUUUCAUAACAUUCCAAAUUUUCAUCUCAUGUAUGCCGUUCCUGUGAUUACACUUAUUUUGUUUAAAUCUAAUUGGUUAUUAUUUUGAAAACCUCUCCCUUGUUUUAUCUUAUUUAGCUCUGACAAUGUUGUGUAAGCGUUACUCAUGCCAUGAAUUAUUGCUGACCUUGUGAAUUUGCUUACGUGAGUGUGUGCGUGCGUCCAGACAGUGUAGUGAUGUAGCUGAAGUGUAGUGGUUCUCUUUGCUUCUGUGUGUCUGUCUGUCUGUCACACUUAUGUGCUGUCCCUGUAUCCUUGUGCAGAAAAGACAUUUGAGUGUUGGUAAAGAAAGCACAAAGGACGAAUAAGGCACAUGAUUUCACACUUUGAUGAACAGUCCCAAAGGGUGUACAGACACACAGAUUCCAAUGUGAAAUGUAUUUCAGUUCAUUUAAAACAAUAGCAGAGUUUCUAUAUGUGGGGUUGAGACAACCCUGACCCAUGUGAUGGUGUGCACUAUGAGCAGUUAUCCACAAAAUAUAUAUUGCCUACAUAUUCUUAAUGAAUCAAAUAUAAGAAUGUAACUUAGAUAUAAUAAGAUGUAUUAUUUAGUGAAUCAUUUAUUAUCUAAAGAUUUAUUGCUUUACACGGUUACCUAAAACUUAGACGUACACGGAACCAGCUCACUAAUAUGCAAUAAGUAGAAGCGAAACACACUAGGAACAAAAAUAAACUUACCAACGUCAGCAUCACAAUAAUGUAUAAACGAGACCUUCACAACCUUUCGGGGGUCUGAUCCCUCCUCACAAACUCUGUUCACAUCCUCUGAGAGGAAAUGUGCAUUACACAGCACUUUAAUACACCCCCCCCACACAAGAAUACCUUUCAUGACACAGAGGGUGUUUAUCUUUGUGUGCGGUGAUUGACACCACGUCCUAUGCAUUGUUUACGAUGCCAUGGUAAAAAAGAAAAGUGUUUCCUGUCACAAUUUACUGUUCAAUAAACUGACUGUCCCUAUUUGA